UCAAAGAUAGCCUCCUGUCUUUUAUAUGAGUGGCAGGAUGACGUGCUACAGAAUGUAGACCACAGCUCUGUGACGAGACACAGCACGAAAUCCACGCCCACACUGCCCCAGAAGUAUUCAGAAGAAGUCAACCAUACUUCUCCUUCUUCCUCCUUCAGCUGCUUUCUGUUCCUCUGCGUCUCGUCCGCCUUUUAUUUAUUUUUGUGUGUUUCGCCGGUUCCAGACGAGGCAUGGCGGAGCUGGAGGGCCUGGAGUUUGGGAAGUCGGACUUCGUGCUCCUGGACGAGGUGACGAUGGAGCAGUUUCUGGAGAAUCUGAAGCUGAGGUUUGAGAAGGGCCGUAUCUACACCUACAUCGGAGAAGUGGUGGUCUCUGUCAACCCUUACAGACAAAUGGAAAUUUAUGGCAAAGAAACCAUCGAUGCGUACCGAGGCCGGGAGCUGUAUGAAAACCCUCCUCACCUGUACGCGGUGUCUGAUGCCGCCUACAAGGCCAUGAAGAGGCGGGCCAAAGACACCUGCAUCGUCAUAUCAGGUGAAAGCGGCGCAGGAAAAACAGAAGCCAGUAAAUACAUCAUGCAGUAUAUAGCAGCCAUCACAAACCCGAGCCAGAGGGUGGAGGUCGAGAGCGUGAAGAAUGUGCUGCUCAAGUCCAACUGCGUGCUGGAGGCCUUCGGGAACGCCAAGACGAAUCGCAACGACAACUCCAGCCGCUUCGGCAAGUACAUGGACAUCAACUUCAACUUCAACGGGGAUCCCACCGGAGGACACAUCAACAACUACCUGCUGGAGAAGUCCCGGGUGGUCCAGCAGCACGAGGGGGAGAGGAACUUCCACUCGUUUUACCAGCUACUACGUGGAGGCUCAGAUGAAAUGCUGGAGUCCUUUCACCUGCAGAAGGAUCCUGCUGUUUAUACGUACACCAAAGCGGGCGUUGCAACAGCUACGUCCAACAACGAUCGCUCGAGCCACAAGGCGGUGCUGAGUGCACUGGAUGUGAUCGGCUUCUCCAGUGAGGAGAUUUACUCCAUUUAUCAAAUCCUUGCCUCCAUCCUUCUGCUGGGUAACGUUCAGUUUGAGAGCGACGGGGAGAACGUUCAGAUCCUGGGGCUGGAAGCCGUGAACCACAUCUCCGAGCUGACGGCCACAGAUCCAAACAGCGUCAGUAAGAGCCUGCUGUAUCGUACCGUGGCCACCGGGGGCGGCGAGGUCAUCGAGAAGGGCCACACCGAGCAGCAGGCCUGUUUUGGGCGGGACGCUUUUGCCAAGGCUCUCUAUGAAAGACUUUUUUGCUGGAUUGUCAACCGCAUCAACAGCGUCAUCGAAGUGAAAGACUACGACCCAGUGCUUCAUGGGAAAAACACCGUCAUCGGAGUGCUGGACAUCUACGGCUUUGAGAUCUUUGAGAACAACAGUUUUGAACAGUUCUGCAUCAACUACUGUAACGAGAAGCUGCAGCAGCUUUUCAUCGAGCUGAUCCUCCGACAGGAACAAGGCGAAUAUCACAGGGAGGGGAUCACCUGGCAACACAUCGACUACUUCAACAACCAGAUCAUCGUUGAUCUCGUGGAGCAGCCGCACAAAGGCAUCAUCUCCGUCCUGGAUGAAGCCUGCAUGACCGUGGGUAACGUCACUGACACAGUCUGCCUGGACAGCAUGGACACCAAACUGGCCCAGCACCCCCACUACACGUCCCGCAAGCUCAGCCCCACUGAUAAGACCAUGGAAUUCCAGAAACACUUCCGCAUUCGCCACUACGCCGGAGACGUCACAUAUUCGGUUGAGGGCUUUUUGGACAAAAACAAGGACCUGCUUUUCCAAGACUUCAAGCGCCUCAUGUACAACAGUGCCAACCCAGUCCUGAAGGAGAUGUGGCCAGAUGGUCAGCUGAGCAUCACCGAGGUCACCAAGCGACCUCUGACCGCCGCCACCCUCUUCAAGAACUCCAUUGUGGCCUUGGUGGAUAAACUGGCCUGUAAGGAGCCGUACUACGUGCGCUGCGUGAAGCCCAACGAGAUGAAGUCGGCGGUGUUAUUCGACGAUGCUCGCUGCCAGCACCAGGUGGCGUACCUCGGCCUGCUGGAGAACGUGAUGGUGCGCAGGGCGGGCUUCGCCUACAGGCAGCCCUACAAUCGCUUCCUGCAGCGGUAUAAAAUGACGUGUGAGUACACCUGGCCGAACCACCUGAUGGGGUCGGACAGACAGGCCGUGGAGGCCAUCGUCAACCACUACGGUUUCCAGGACGACGUGGCGUACGGCCACACCAAGCUGUUUGUCCGAACGCCGCGCUCUCUCUUCACCCUGGAGCAGGAGAGAGCGGGAGUCAUCCCCAUCCUGGUGCUCUUCUUGCAGAAGGUUUGGCGAGGGGCGUUAGCUCGUAUGCGGUGCCAGCGGAUGAGAGCCAUCUACACCAUCAUGGGCUGCUAUAAGCGCUACAAGGUCAAGGCUCACUUCUGGGAGGUGGCGCGGAGGUUCGCUAAUGUGCGAACCAUGGCCGACUAUGGGAAGAGCGUGGAGUGGCCGACCCCGCCUGUAGCUCUGUCCCAGUUUCACAACAACACGGUCCUGCUGCACCGCAGGUGGUGGGCGAGGCAGAUCGUGAAGAACAUCCCGCCGUCUGACAUGCUGGAGGUCCGGGCCAAGGUGGCGGCUCUGACGGCUCUGAGGGGAGAGAGGAAAGACUGGGGUGUCAGCCGAGCCUGGGAGAGGGACUACCUGGCUAAUGUAAGAGUCAGAACA
This is a messenger RNA of Paralichthys olivaceus (Japanese flounder), 2738 nucleotides long. NCBI's taxonomy places the organism in Eukaryota, Metazoa, Chordata, Actinopteri, Pleuronectiformes, Paralichthyidae. The record is from RefSeq and is a predicted model, not a curated record.